CCGCGCAUGCGCGCUGCCGUCCGGUUCCUGUCAGGAGGAGAGAGCAGCUGGAAGGCAGUGGAGAAGGCGUCUGUCCGCCUCUGUGCCGCCAUGAAGUCCCGCUUCAACACGGUGGACAUCCGGGCGGUGAUAGCCGAGCUGCGCCAGAGCUUAUUGGGAAUGAGAGUCAGCAAUGUUUAUGAUGUGGAUAAUAAGACGUACCUCAUCCGCCUUCAGAAGCCAGAUGUCAAAGCUACACUUCUCCUGGAAUCUGGAAUUAGAAUUCACACAACAGAAUUUGAGUGGCCCAAGAAUAUGAUGCCAUCUAGCUUUGCAAUGAAGUGUCGCAAGCAUUUGAAGACCAGAAGGCUUGUGAGUGUGAAGCAGCUCGGUGUGGACAGAAUAGUUGAUUUCCAGUUUGGAAGUGAUGAAGCUGCCUACCAUCUUAUUAUUGAGCUCUAUGACAGGGGUAACAUUGUGCUGACUGAUCAUGAGUAUCUCAUUCUGAACAUCCUGAGGUUUCGCACAGACGAAGCAGAUGAUGUCAAAUUUGCUGUGCGGGAACACUACCCAAUUGAUCACGCCAAAGCUGCAACUCCAUUGCCCAGUUUAGAAAGAUUGACAGAAAUAAUAACCACUGCACCUAAGGGGGAUCAGCUCAAGAGAGUCCUAAACCCUCAUCUUCCUUAUGGAGCCACUCUAAUUGAACACUGCCUUAUAGAAACAGGAUUUUCAAGUAAUACCAGAAUAGAACAAAUGGAUAGCAAAGAUAUUGAAGGGUUGCUAGCUGCUUUACGGAAAGCUGAAGAAUAUAUGGAAGUAACGGACAACUUUAAUGGCAAGGGCUACAUCAUUCAGAAGAGGGAGAAAAAGCCAAGCCUGGAGCAAGAGAAACCUGCUGAAGAAAUCCUCACAUAUGAGGAAUUUCACCCUUUCUUGUUCUCUCAACAUAUUAAGUUGCCAUAUGUGGAGUUUGAAUCUUUCAAUAAGGCAGUGGAUGAAUUUUACUCGAAGCUGGAGGGCCAGAAAAUAGACUUGAAGGCGUUGCAACAGGAGAAACAAGCUCUGAAGAAGCUAGAAAACGUUCGGAAGGACCAUGAGCACAGAUUGGAAGCUCUGCAUCAAGCUCAGGAAGUUGACAAGGUGAAAGGUGAGCUUGUGGAAAUGAACCUGGAGAUUGUUGACCGAGCUAUCCAAGUGGUCCGUAGUGCUCUAGCCAACCAGAUUGACUGGACGGAGAUUGGUGCCCUGGUCAAAGAAGCUCAAGCCCAAGGGGAUCCAGUAGCAAGUGCCAUCAAGGAGCUGAAGCUGCAAACAAACCACAUCACGAUGCUUCUGAAAAACCCUUAUGUAUUCUCGGAAGAGGAGGAGGGGGAGGAUGAUGGAGAAGCUGAAAUGGAAGUGGAAGAAGAGUCCAAGGGAAAGAAGAGGAAGAACAAAGCCAAACAACUGAAAAAGCCCCAGAAGAACAAGCCCUUAUUGGUGGACCUGGAUCUCAGCUUGUCUGCUUACGCAAAUGCCAAAAAGUAUUACGACCACAAAAGACAUGCAGCCAGAAAAACCCAGAAAACAGUGGAAGCAGCAGAAAAGGCCUUCAAAUCAGCAGAAAAGAAGACCAAGCAAACACUGAAAGAGGUUCAAACAGUGACCACCAUUCAGAAGGCUAGAAAGGUGUACUGGUUUGAGAAAUUCCUGUGGUUCAUUAGCUCUGAAAAUUACCUUGUUAUAGCUGGAAGAGACCAACAGCAAAAUGAGAUGAUCGUCAAGAGAUACCUGCGGCCAGGUGACAUCUAUGUGCAUGCUGAUCUCCAUGGAGCAACCAGUUGUGUCAUCAAGAAUCCAACAGGGGACCCCAUCCCUCCACGGACGCUCACGGAGGCAGGCACCAUGGCCCUGUGUUACAGCGCUGCCUGGGAUGCUCGGGUCAUCACUAGCGCCUGGUGGGUGUAUCAUCAUCAGGUGUCUAAAACAGCUCCCACUGGAGAAUACCUGACUACCGGAAGCUUCAUGAUCCGAGGAAAAAAGAAUUUUCUCCCCCCUUCCUAUCUGAUGAUGGGCUUCAGCUUCCUGUUUAAGGUGGAAGAAUCCUGUGUUUGGAGACACACUGGUGAGCGGAAGGUCAAAGUGCAAGAUGAAGACAUGGAGACUGUGACCAGCAACACUAGUGAAUUGGCAGAAGAAGAAAUGGAGCCUUUAGAUGCACCAGAGGGAGAUGAAAGCAGCAGUGAUGACAGUGAGAAGGGAGAAUCCAGGGAGAAGCCUGAGAAUGAGCAAGAUCCUACAGAAACACAUCAACAGGAAGGGGAGAAUGGCAGGGAUGAGACUGGUGAGGCCUUGGAAGGAUCAUCUGAUGAAGAGAAUGCAGGCUCACAAGAAGAGGGCGAAGGGGAGGAAGAACUAACAAAGGAGGUUUCAGAAGAAAUCAGUUUCCCAGACACAACCAUCGAUCUCUCACACCUCCAGUCCCAGAGAUCCCGGCUGCAGUCUGCUGCCAAAGACGACAUCUCAAGCCUGAAUGAGAGCAAGUCCCAGGGCCGGAGGCAUCUCUCAGCAAAGGAGAGGAGAGAAAUGAAGAAAAAGAAGCAGCCAAACGACUUGGAUGAUCCAGAACCACCAAAGGAAGAGGAGGAUGGGACUCCCCUCCCCUCACAUGUGCCCCCACCCCCAAGUGGUACCAAGAAUGGCAGCACUCAGCCAGCUGUGAAGAGAGGACAAAAGAGUAAGCUGAAAAAGAUCAAGGAGCGGUACAAGGACCAAGAUGAGGAGGACCGUGAGCUCAUCAUGAAGUUGCUGGGUUCUGCAGGGUCAACCAAGGAAGAGAAACCAAAGAAAGGCAAAAAAGGAAAGACAAAUCAAGAGGCUAUGAAGAAACAGCCCCAGAAACCCCGAGGGGGCCCAAAGACUAUACAGCGGGUUAGAAUAGAAGAACUAACCUCUGAGCUGGAGGCCAUCACUUUGGAAGAUCUUCCAGACGAGAAGGAGGAGCUGGACCAAGAUCAGCACACAAAUGAGGAAGGGGAGACUUUCUUUGAUUCUCUGACCGGACAGCCCCACCUGGAAGACAUCCUCCUCUUCGCUGUGCCAAUCUGCGCUCCAUACACAGCCAUGACCAACUACAAAUACAAAGUCAAGCUGACGCCGGGCACACAGAAGAAAGGGAAAGCUGCCAAAACUGCUUUGCAUAAUUUCAUGCAAUCUAAGGAAGCAACCCCUCGAGAAAAGGAUCUUUUUCGCAGCGUGAAGGAUACAGAUCUAUCCAGAAAUAUUCCUGGCAAAGUGAAAGUUUCAGCCCCCAAUCUCCUGAGUAUGAAAAAGAAGUGACAGCAACAGUCAGCGGCAUCACCACCCUGCAGUUUUGCACUGUUUUCCCCAGUGACUGGAAUGGGAUACCAUUUGGAGAGCUGCUUCCAGUUUUGCUAAUAAAGUCCUGAGAAAUGA
Messenger RNA from Sceloporus undulatus (fence lizard), 3417 nucleotides. It is a transcript of the gene NEMF, whose product is annotated as nuclear export mediator factor. Gene Ontology annotation, cellular component: RQC complex. Gene Ontology annotation, biological process: ribosome-associated ubiquitin-dependent protein catabolic process; rescue of stalled cytosolic ribosome. Gene Ontology annotation, molecular function: ribosomal large subunit binding; tRNA binding. Lineage: Eukaryota; Metazoa; Chordata; Lepidosauria; Squamata; Phrynosomatidae. The transcript is spliced from 33 exons. The record is from RefSeq and is a predicted model, not a curated record. The coding region runs from base 7 to 3300 and encodes 1097 amino acids.